Molecule: messenger RNA, 1301 nt
Organism: Vanessa tameamea
Lineage: Eukaryota; Metazoa; Arthropoda; Insecta; Lepidoptera; Nymphalidae
Product: sulfotransferase 1B1
Exons: 7
Coding region: 120-1163 (347 amino acids)
Biological process (GO): sulfation
Cellular component (GO): cytoplasm
Molecular function (GO): sulfotransferase activity
Source: RefSeq, a predicted model, not a curated record
UGACACACUUAUCGCUUGUCCGACUUUAAAAGUCGACAGUCGACCGCGAUUCUGUGAACUGUGCGCGCGUUCACGCAUACCGUAAAUUAAAUUAAAUUAUUUUAAAAAGUGAAAUAAACAUGGAAAAUAAACACAACAAUAAUUAUCCUUUGGAGAUUCGAGAUGUGGAACCCGAUGUAGCAGAAAUGCUUAUGAAAUAUUUUACGGGUGAACACACUGGCUUCGUUCGUGUCGGACCAAAAGGUUACUUCUUACCACAUGCAUUCAGAAAGGAAGCAUUUAAUAUAUACAGCAUGGACAUACGUCCAACAGACGUUUUCGUAAUCAGCUAUCCACGAUCAGGAACAACGUGGACGCAAGAGCUCGUGUGGAUGGUGGCGAAUGACUUGGAUUAUGAAAAGUCUAAUAAAAUACCACUCACUGAAAGAUAUCCAUUUUUAGAAUUCUCAGUUUACGUCCACCCCAUAAUGAAAAAACGAUUCCACGACGAAAACGUUGAUAGCGAGCAUAAAUUAAAAAUCCUAGAGUACGUUAGCCAACCGGCGACGGAGCAGCUUGCGAUCUCACCUUCGCCACGUUUUGUCAAAACACAUCUACCUCUUUCCCUCCUACCACCGUCGUUACUCGACACCGCCAAAGUGAUUUACGUAGCCCGCGACCCGCGAGAUGUCGCCGUCUCCUUCUUCCACCUUAACAAGUCAAUGAGGACACAAGGCUACAUCGGUGAUUUUAAAACUUACUGGCAAUUCUUCAUUAAGGAUUUACAUCAUUGGACCCCAUACUUCGAGCAUCUCAAAGAGUCUUGGGCGAAGAGGCACCAUCCCAACAUGAUGUUCUUGUUUUAUGAAGAACUGUCGAAGGAUCUACGCGCGGCUGUCGAGCGAGUGAGCAAAUUUUUUGGUAAACAAUUUACGGAAAAGCAAAUUGACCAACUGUGUGACCACCUUAGCAUUGAGAACUUUAAAGUGAAUAAGUCUGUCAACUAUGACGUGAUGCGUGAACUCGGUAUCUUAAUACCGGGACAAGCGACAUUCAUUAGAAAUGGUAAAGCAGGCGGCUGGCGUGAUUACUUUGACGAUGAGACGACAGCGGAAGCAGACAAAUGGAUCUCCGACAAUCUGCGAGACACCGACUUUAGAUUCCCUCAUAUGGCACACACAUAAAUUAACGUUGCUCACAUCCAUCUUUUUAUCGAUGUUUCAAUCGAUCUAGGUGCUUUCGAACUUUAAGAAAAUUUAUUUUUAUAUUCUAUAUUCAAAGACAACGACACAAAGUAUGUAAUUAUUAUAAUAUAGUGAUAA